This is a messenger RNA of Linum tenue, 378 nucleotides long. The record is from the annotation of a GenBank genome assembly. Lineage: Eukaryota; Viridiplantae; Streptophyta; Magnoliopsida; Malpighiales; Linaceae.
UGACGAUUUCCUCUAUUUGUGUUGUUUGUUGUCAUAGGUCUCUGUGGUGCUCAUGCGGGAUGAAUGCGACACUGGCGUGCAAUCGUAAGGGCGACCGCAUGGAUGUCAUUUGCGGAACUGUAAAUGCUGGUGUAGCCACCAGACGCAAUCCGAAGUUUCAAGAUGAUUGGGUGACAUAUUUAAACAAUUUUGGGAGGGGUUAGAGAAGAAGUGUUUUGAUUUUAGCGAUUUUUGGAGGGAUGAGGUGUUCGUCGAAUCUCAGCGCAAAACCCGCAGGACUGCCUGAUUUUUUGGAGUUUUAAAGCGAUCAAGCGGUGGAUGAUCUCGGAGGUUUAGAUGGGAUUCGAAGGUAAAAAACAGAUCCGCAGAUGGGUCAGG